Helianthus annuus (common sunflower) is the source of this 1412-nucleotide messenger RNA. RefSeq names its product survival of motor neuron-related-splicing factor 30. The record is from RefSeq and is a predicted model, not a curated record. The coding region runs from base 184 to 1110 and encodes 308 amino acids. Gene Ontology annotation, molecular function: RNA binding. Gene Ontology annotation, biological process: mRNA processing. Gene Ontology annotation, cellular component: nucleus; cytoplasm. Lineage: Eukaryota; Viridiplantae; Streptophyta; Magnoliopsida; Asterales; Asteraceae. The transcript is spliced from 8 exons.
CGUAGAAUCUCAAACUCAAUUAGGGUUCCUUUCGAACACAUUCUUGUUCUCUCCGAUAAACAUCCUUAGGGUUUUACCGUUCGUUAAUUAUCCACACAAUCCGAACAAUUAACAUCGAAUUCGUACAUCUGUCUGAUUCACUAGACGAAUACACAAAACGUAUUGCAUCAGAGAAAACAACACAUGGAGGGAGGGGGUGAAGAGGUCAGCAUAGAGGAGCUCUCAUCGAAUCUUUCCACUUACAAGCAACAGCUUCAAGAGGUGAGGAAGCUGUUGAAGAAUGAUCCUGGCAAUGCCGAGUAUGCUGACGUGGAGAAAGAGCUCGUGGAGGUGAUUGCUUUGACUGAAGAACUCCUGGAAACUGCACAUGAAGAAGCUGGCAAUACCGGAGUUGGUAUCGGUACAAGUGCUGCCAACGUGUCCCCUAAUUUUCAUCAUUCUGGUGGUUCCUCACGGAAUAAUGCGCAGGUACCAAGUGGAAUUUUUGGUGGUCACAAGUUUCCUGUUGGUACUAAAGUUCAAGCCGUUUAUAGUGAAGAUGGCGAGUGGUAUGAUGCAACAAUAGAGGCUCUUACACCAAAUGGAUAUUUGGUUGCAUACAACGGGUGGGGAAACAAGGAAGAGGUUGAUCCGGAUAAUGUUAGGGCUUUAGAGGAUGUGACUGUUGAUCCACUGCUGGAGGCUGAGAAGGAAGCAGAAGCCACAAAGCAAGCUCUUAAACGUAAGAUCGCUCAAGCUGCUAAUGCUGAUGUGGACUUCCAGUCUAAAAGCUUGCCGGCAAAACUUCGUAUCGAACCAGAAGACCCUGAGGAUGUGAAAGCUGCUAAGCGUAAGAAGAUACAUGCAUUCAAGUCGAAGAUGCGAAAGGAGCAAAUUGAGGUUACACAGAAUAAGAGACAAAAUGCAUGGCAACAAUUUCAAACAACCAAAGGUCGUGCCAAGAAGAUUGGGUUCUUUUCGGGUCGCAAGCGGGAAAGCAUAUUCAAGUCACCAGAUGACCCAUUUGGUAAGGUGGGUGUGACCGGAAGCGGGAAAGGUCUGACUGAUUUUCAAAGAAGGGAAAAGCAUCUUCAUCUUAAGGGAGCUAAUGCUGAGAACACUGACGAUUAGAAGAUAAGUAGCUUCUGCUGCACUACUUUCUUUAGUCUUGUCUUGGUUUACUUGUAGAGCAAGGAACAAACUUCUCUUUGGAUGGUGAAUUUGUCUUGAAGUUGAAGUCAACUUUUGCUAGAUGCAUGUGUACUUUAUUUAAUAGCUUAUGUCAGGCUUAUCUAGUUUUACCAUAUAUCAAAGGUCUGCUCCGGUAAUAAUAUACAUUUUUUCUUUUAUUUUUUAAUGUACAACGUCAUCAAAGAGCUGCUUUAUGAUUCAUGUAGUACGCCCUCGGUUUGCAGUAAUUCACUUUGAUUUGA